Acaromyces ingoldii is the source of this 1464-nucleotide messenger RNA. RefSeq lists its product as hypothetical. The record is from RefSeq and is a predicted model, not a curated record. Lineage: Eukaryota; Fungi; Basidiomycota; Exobasidiomycetes; Exobasidiales; Cryptobasidiaceae. Bases 29 to 1249 code for a protein of 406 amino acids. The transcript has 2 exons.
GAAUAAGAAACACCAGGGCUUGACAAAGAUGGAGCGACUCGAGGAAGCCCGCGUUCAGGAGGGCUUCCAUGCUUUGCUUCAGAGCGCCCUGCUCCACGCCAAGACCGAAGGCUUGCUGUCCGACGCGGACCUCCAGCGAGCCGAUGCCGACUUUCAGAUCACGGCGCCGAGCCUGACGCUCUUCUUUGCUGCGCUCCAGGCGCGCGGCGACCCACCCUCGAUCCAGGCUCCCUCGGGCGCAUUUGAGCUGACGCGGGACAAUGCGCCAGAGAGCUUUGCCUCAUUCUUUGCGCUCUGGCAGUCUUGCGUGCCCAAGAUCAAGUCACUGAACUCCGAGGCACGGCACGAUCUCGCCCUCCUGCUCUGCGACCGCGAGGCGGCCUCUUCGCCACUCAGGGGCGACGUCGCCCGGCUCGCGGCAGACAUCAAGACGGUGGCCAUCGACAUUGUGCAGAGGAGGACGUUUCAGAUGCGCUUUCAGGCUGACCUCGACGAAGCGCUCGGCCAUCGCGCCUCGACCGAAUACACGCCGCCGCCGGGGUACGAGACGGGGGCAUCCGAGCAGAAGUCGUCCCAGACGGGACGAAGACCGCCACCAUUGCCACCGAAAAAUGGAGCUCUUCCUCCCCAGACAAGCGGAGCUCUUCCGCCCGACGAGGACACGCUGAGCCUGAUUCGUGAGACACUCUUUGCUGCGCUGGGAGACAGCAUUGCGACGAACCCAUCGCUGCGCGACGUCAUGCGCCGAGGACCAACGUGGGCCUCGAGGGCCUACUACGCCUCCCUCUGCCUGGCCAUUCUCGAUGUCGCGCUGACUCGUGUUGCGACCCACGCUGCCGAAGUCGAGGUGCGCACGGUCCAGCUGAACGACCAUGCCGUCGAGCCGAUUCGUCGAAGCUCGUGUCCGGCCAACCUUGUCUCGCUCCUGGUCCAGCUCGGACACGUUGCGGAGCGAUGCCAGAGUCUGAGAGAGGCUGACGAUGAGCGAGCGAUAAAGGACGCCGAGAGAGGUCAGGAGACGCCCGAGGGCGCCCGCCUGGUUGACGAGCUCACCCAGCGGCUUCUCGGCGACGUGGGCGAACGUCGGCGGAGCGAGGACAUCGAACGGAGGGAAGCCGAUCUUCAGAGACAGGUGGGCGAGACAGCCAUCAUGAUUAACCGGCUUGCAAUGGCCAUGUUUGAAAUACCCUCGUUCCGGGAGCGCCAGGCAGACGCAUUUCGCGUCCUCGGCGCCAUCACUGCAUUGUAGCUGUCCUAGAGCUCAAACAAAGCCUCAUUGUAUCAUAGUCUAUCUAAUACUGCUACAGAUGCUCUCGGGAAGGAUUUCAAAGGUAAUGAACGGAGGAUGAAGUGGGUGGGUAUCUCACUUGAAUGGGCUCUGCGAAUGUUGUUCAUGGUGUCUGGUGUGUGUCUGCGAUGGCCAAAGGGGUGACCUUCAGAGUGCGUCCUCAUCGGGCCUGUCGG